AUGAGUGGAAAGGUAAAUGAUGCAGUUUGGGGAAUAUUGCAGUAUCGAUAUGUUUAUAUAUAUGUAUGCAUCAAUAUAUUGUGCAUCACUAAUAAAUGCAACUUCUUGUAUUUAAAUAUCUUUUCAGGUUACGACUUUGCUGCUGUUCUUGAAUGGUUUGCUGAGCGCGUAGAUCGAAUUAUUCUCCUUUUCGACGCUCACAAGCUGGACAUCUCUGACGAGUUUUCAGAGGUCAUCCGUGCCCUGAAAAACCAUGAAGACAAAAUGCGUGUGGUUCUGAACAAAGCCGACCAGAUCAGCACACAGCAACUGAUGAGAGUCUAUGGAGCUUUAAUGUGGUCCCUGGGAAAAAUUAUCAACACUCCUGAGGUGGUGCGUGUGUAUAUUGGGUCAUUCUGGGCACAGCCGCUGUUGGUCCCAGACAACAGGAAGUUGUUUGAAGCUGAAGAGCAGGACUUGUUUCUGGAUAUUCAAUCAUUGCCACGAAAUGCAGCACUGCGUAAACUUAACGAUCUCAUCAAACGAGCCCGCCUUGCAAAGGUGCAUGCAUACAUCAUCAGCUCCCUGAAAAAGGAGAUGCCCAGUGUGUUUGGAAAAGAUUCCAAGAAGAAAGAGCUCAUUGGUAAUCUUGGAGAAAUCUACCAAAGGAUCGAGAAGGAACAUCAGAUCUCUCCAGGAGACUUCCCCAACAUUAGCAAGAUGCAGGAGAUACUCAAUGGCCAGGACUUCUCAAAAUUUGCCUCUCUGAAGCCCAAGCUGUUGGAGCAGGUGGAGGACAUGUUGGCCAAUGACAUCGCCCGACUUAUGGCUCUGGUGCGCCAGGAGGAGGCUGCAAUGCCCAGUCAGAGUGUCCAUGGAGGAGCCUUCGAGGGGGCCAUGAGUGGUCCAUUUGGCCACGGCUAUGGAGAGGGUGCUAGCGAGGGAAUAGACGAGUUGGAGUGGGUGGUGGGGCGCGAUAAGCCCUCAUACGAUGAGAUCUUUUACACUCUGGGCCCCAUCAAUGGCAAAGUGUCCGGUGCUGCAGCCAAAAAGGAGAUGCUGAAGUCGAAGCUGCCCAACACCGUGCUGGGAAAGAUUUGGAAGCUGGCAGAUGUGGAUAAAGAUGGCUACCUUGAUGAUGAGGAGUUUGCGCUGGCAAACCACCUGAUCAAAGUGAAGCUAGAGGGCCAUGAGCUGCCCCCAGAGCUUCCUAAUCAUCUAGUGCCUCCAUCUAAACGUGAGCUAGUUGCAGAAGAUGCCCGUAAAAAGGUGCAAGAUGCUACCAGAGAGUGAAAAUAUAGUAUGAGCCUUACAGGUAUAAGUUUGAAUUUUUCAGUAAGGAUAAGGGAAAGUUGUAAUGUGGGAUGUAUUGGCAACUGAGAGGGCUAGUAAUAAUUACUGUAGAGCAAAGAGAUCUUUCAUUCGCAACAACCACCUCUAGGAGUAUAUCCUUACUUCUAAGUUCAAACUAAUACUGUGAUCAUUGCUAGCUGAGCCUCCCAAGUUUCCUGAAACACCAGAGGAUAUAUGCAGAGAGCUUGCUCACCAGACUUUGGGCUUCCAAGGACAAAAUGUAGUUAGAUAUCUGUUAUAAAUGAAAGAAGGGUGAUUAUCUAUCAAAGACUUUACUGGAUGAUUCACUGGGACAUGACAAGUCACAUGAACUAUCGUCCUAAAUAGCGUUAUUAUAUUCUGAUCCAAAGAAUUAUAGUUUUCAUUUUUAGAGAGAAUGUGGAAGUGGAAAUCAACUGUUGGAAUUGUUUUAUCUAUAUUUUUGUAUUUCCCUAUGGUUAACUCCUGCUCUUUCCAGAUGUUUCUUUUUAUUAUUUUGUGAGAUAAAUAAAAGUAAUUCUUUAUUGUA
Boleophthalmus pectinirostris (great blue-spotted mudskipper) is the source of this 1840-nucleotide messenger RNA. RefSeq names its product EH domain-containing protein 1-like. Gene Ontology annotation, molecular function: calcium ion binding; GTP binding; molecular adaptor activity. NCBI's taxonomy places the organism in Eukaryota, Metazoa, Chordata, Actinopteri, Gobiiformes, Gobiidae. The record is from RefSeq and is a predicted model, not a curated record. Gene Ontology annotation, cellular component: cytoplasm; intracellular vesicle; clathrin-coated pit. Bases 1 to 1272 code for a protein of 423 amino acids. The transcript is spliced from 5 exons. Gene Ontology annotation, biological process: clathrin-dependent synaptic vesicle endocytosis; endosomal transport.